Messenger RNA from Sinocyclocheilus grahami, 4263 nucleotides. Its product is annotated as myocardin-like. The transcript is spliced from 15 exons. Gene Ontology annotation, cellular component: nucleus. NCBI's taxonomy places the organism in Eukaryota, Metazoa, Chordata, Actinopteri, Cypriniformes, Cyprinidae. Bases 385 to 2733 code for a protein of 782 amino acids. Gene Ontology annotation, biological process: smooth muscle cell differentiation; positive regulation of transcription by RNA polymerase II. The record is from RefSeq and is a predicted model, not a curated record. Gene Ontology annotation, molecular function: transcription coactivator activity.
GUGUGGGGGUAGAGAGAGAGAGAACGAGGUGUACAGGGUGAAUUCUGUGUGGAAGAAAAGAGGAAGAAACAGAGGGCCCUUUUCUCCCUAGAUUCACCUGUGGAAGGGAAGGAACAAACAGGCGAAAAAGAAGAUAAGGAACAACCUUGUCAUUGAGCAUUGCUUCGGUUUAACGUGCAUCAAGUUCUACCCUCAUUCUCCACCUCGAUCACAAAAAUCUCUCUCUCAACUUUAAUCUCUGUUCAACGCCACUCGACAAAACUCUGGGGAGUUCAGUCUGACUUGAGAGGAAAGGGCAUAAGAAAUCAUCAUAAGUAUCUGCCCUGCAGGAGGAAGACAUAUCUUUAAAGCCCCCACCCCUUCUUCCCCUGCUGUCUCUCCAUCAUGACCUUGCUGGCGUCUGAGAGGUCACUGCUCAUCCGCAAUAAGUUUCGCUCAGUUCUGCAGUUGAGAAUACAGAACCGCAGACAGCAGAAUGAACUUAAUGCAGAGUCUGGUACAAAGGCCUCCGUCCCUGAUAAAGUUGGGGAGAAAGAAGCCAGCAGUGGUUUGCGUCAGACUGAAGAUGGUGCCACUCAGAAGUCGCCCCCUAGUGGUCUGACUGCUCAAACUGCACCAGACAGGAGUUAUAGUGGAGCUCACAGGCAAAAGAAGGCCCGUCUGGCUGAGGAUCUGAGUGAGAAAAUCCAGAGUCAGCCUGGACCACUUGAACACUUGCAGAGGCAUAUUCUGCCUCUAGAGAACACUGCUUCAUUGCCAUCAGAUGUCUUUGAAGAUGACAACUCCUCGUCUGCCUCUACAUCUCCCGAGCAACUCAGGAUGCACCAGUCACCUGGAUUAUUAUCAUCACCUGGGCAAGGAGGUGACCAAUUACUGAGUGAUGCAUCAUCUGUUGCUACGCCCAUCAGCCCAAACAGUGUACAGGUUAAAAAGCUGGAAAAUGGUUUUCACCACUAUCGACUCAUCUUUUCAAAGCAGUGUAGAUUGGCAUUGCUCCCGGCAACCGAGGGCAUCAGCCAACCAAUGACCAUGACUGUAACAGGGUCAAACUCCAUAUCAACAACUGGGAGACCCAAAGGGAUGUGCAUGCCCUCCCAGACACCACCACUGCUGCCAAAGACAGCACAGCCUUCAGUUCCACCUUCUCAUUCCAUUCUGGGUGGGUCCUUAACUUCAUCCCGCCCUCCACGGCCACGAAAGCCUCGCGAUUCAAAACCUAAAAUGAGGAAGUUGAAAUAUCAUCAGUACAUUCCCCCAGAUCAAAGAACUGGGACUGGAAGCGGAGCCGGAAGUGCUUCACAAAAGAAUAAUAGCGGUCAGGCUCCGCCCACUGAUUCCUCUUACUCCCACCUUUUGCAACAACAGCAGGUGUUCUUACAACUACAAAUUCUUAACCAGCAACAACAGCUCCCUGUGACAAACAGUGAGAACCAUCUGAAGAUUUCUGGAACUACGCCUCAAAGUUCCCCUCAAACUGGAACACCAUCAACAAACCCAUCUACUCCUGAUACAAGUCCCAUCCACCAGGCAGAGUUACUGCCCUUAAACCUUGAUGACUUAACGGUGUCAGUUCUUCGACAGCAGUUGCGGAAACGUGGACUCCCAGUUUCUGGCACUAAGCCUGCACUAUUAGAGAGACUUCGUCCUUUCCAGAUGCCUCGUCACCCAUUAACACCUGUGCCGCUUUGCCAGCUAGGGACCACGCUAGAGUCCACCCACCCUGCCAGCCUCAACCGCAUCCCUACCAGCUUAGACACCUCUGCCAACUCUGCACCAAUGUACAUCAGCCCUUCGGGUUUAGCAGAGCAAAGCCUAGGUAGUGAUAGUUACCUCACUUCUCCUUCAUCUACUGGCUCCAGCCCCACCUUACAUAGAUCCUCCCCUCCAAUACCCUCUGCUACUACGUGGAGGCCAGGCCAGGCAGUAGAUGAACUUAGUGUGGAGCUGGAAAUGAGAGAGAGGAUGAGGAGCAGACCAAGAGAAGGAGCAAAGGGCACUCAGCUGUGUGAAAGUUCCCUUCAUCCGUUCCUGCAACAGGAGACAGGAUGCACCAGAGGGAAACCAGACACAAGUGGACAGGAACUGCUCUUUACAUGCUGCGCUGGUGAUGGAAAAGUGAACUGCUGCCAGCUUUGUGAUGUGAUUGGUCAAGACUUUGAUUUGCCCAUGCAAAUUACUGCCAGUCCAGCACAAGCAUCACCCACUGUCCGGAGUCUGGAAGAAGAACUACAGGAGGCCAUUCAAAGAGUGCAGAUGGACCCUAGUCAAUCCAUAGAUGACAUUUUGGACGAGACUAUUAGUUGUUCAGAUAACUCUUCACUGAUCACAGACAUCCAGUCAGUCACUACCAUCCUUUCAGGCUCUUCCCCUGCCCCACAGCCUGACCAAUCACAGUCCACCAAGCGCCAAAAAGACGACAACUUCCUGUCCUCUCCUCUGUGCUCUUCACUUCUUUUAGAGCUUCCUCCCUCACCUAACAACGUUCCACCCCUCAGUUCAACCCCAGCUCCCCUUCCUCCUCCCCCCAUCUGCACCACUCCACCAUCCAGCUUACUGUCCAGGAAAAGAAGGUCAGAGGUUCCUGCUUUUGACCCCGCUGAUUGGCUGGAGUCCUUGACCUCUGGCCUGCAACCGCUCACGCCCCCCACCGCCCCAUUUCUAGAAAGCAAUUUUGGUCUUGACUCAGACCUGAACGUCAACAGAGUCCUCGACCUGAUGGUGGGGCAAUGGUGAGGAAGGGGGCAUAGUGUGUGUCUGUAUGUGCGUAUGGCUAAUUGGAUGCAUGAAUGGAAAUUAAUCACCUUUCAAAUCAUGUACCCUCAAGAGAAAACCCCCUCAUCCUUUCAUUCGUUCCUGUUUUUGCAUCCAUUCAUCUCUGUCAACUGAUGUGACCAAACAGAUCUGACUGGUGUUGACUGCUAACCUCUACUCCACGCAAUGACGAGAGAAAGAGGGAAAUGGAAAAAGAGAUAUGCUUUGGUAACUCGUACAGAAAGAUCCACAAAGAGCAUGUGCACAUAUGCCACACUUUCCCGAUGACUUGUAUUUUUAUAAAAGCUUAAAAAAUGAAAAAAGUAUAUAUUAUACAAAAGAAGUGGGCUUCCCCAUUGAUUUGCCUCUUGCUUCAGCGCCAGACAAACUGUCGGCAUGUGGCAAGUGUGUGGAGCAGCGGGAGCUUCAAACAAUCUGUGUGUAUUUGCAGUAUGCGCUCCCUGUAUGUGUGACCACGCUUCUCUUGGCUGCUUUAUCUGCGUGUGUGUGUUUGUGUUGGCGCAUACACACAUGCCAGCAUAUUCUGUAUCUACAAUUUCAGUGCACCAUAAAUGAGGUGCCUAAAGCAUCCAAAUGCACUUGUUUCUGUUUAUACUGGUUUACAUUUUUCCAUUUAGUAUUGAGUUAUGUUAUGCUUUGUCUGGACUAGUGCAUCAUGGGACUGAUGUUCACCCAAAAGUAUUGGCCCAACAACAGAUCCUCUGAAGAUUUUUAGGCAGAAUAACUAAUGCUACCUUUAGGCACCAAUAUAGUACAAAAUAAUGCUGGUCUGAGGCCAGUAUGCACCUUCAGCGGGAUUUAAACCACAAAUUAGUUUGGGACCUUAGGAGAAAAUGUGUUUUAAAAAAGCCUAACGUAAUUAAAUCCAAAAAUCUAAAGGCUUUUGAGCUGAUUGAUCAGCCUUCCCAGAAAAUACUGUGUAAAGUUAAAGAAGUCAUCUUUCAACCGCUACUCUUUACAUUUUCUUAAUGGGACCCACUUUAACAUCGUCUACCAUUGUUGUUUACAGACAUUUGACCUUUCGACUGGCCAUUACUUUUAUGCAUUUCUCUGGACAAUGCAGUACAUUACUCAGUGCAAUAUGCUUCCAAGAAAGGGCACAGGAAUACAACACAUUUAAAUGUCCAAAGAAAGUGAAACAUGAACUCUUUAUUCUGUCCCAGUCUUAUAUGUGAAAGUGUAUGUGUAAAAAGGACAAUGUGUUUGAUAAUCAAAUAUAUUGCCCUGAGUUCAGUAUGCAGACAGGUGCUGGAGAAUCACAGCAUUUGUGCAGCUGGACAAGCCACAUGACCGACCAACCAACCAAAAAACAAACAUAUUAAGUAUUUGAUCUGAUAUAUUUAUUGAGUAAUUUAUUAAAACUCUGUCAACUAUCAUAUACAAGUCAUAUAGUAAACUUAAAAUAGUAUAAUUAAAGUCUUAAUUGAUUUCCCACCUGUGUCUGCUUCAUUGUUUGUUUGUUUUUUAAACAGUAAAAGCAUUUAAAAGGGA